GGUAACACCUUUUUUGGCAGUCCUGCUUCUUCUUCUAUUUGGCGUAACGUCCUACGCGGACAUGCCCGCCGGCCUAUUCAGGCUUUCGAGACUUAAUUCAUUACCACGUAGCCGGAUAAGUCCAAUCCUUGCACAACGGGGGAACGGGUCCAUUUCAGGCUUGGGCCCAAUGACGGGCAUGUUAUUGAGUCGUUCGAGUUGACGACUGUACCACGGGACCGCCCCAUUUUUGGCAGUCCAUUGAUCGUUACGUCGUUUUACGUCUACUGAAGGAUGUCCGUUAUCGGGUCAAGUCCAGCAUAGAUUAAGUCUCCCAUACGAUAGACUGAUUAGCUCGAGACUUAAUGUUAUAUACAAAAUUCUUAUACAUGCUCUAGAUCAGGAUUGUUGCGCGUGUAGCUUCCAUGUCGAUCUUCUAUAUUCAGUUUUUGGCACAGUGAUCGUCACUGUAAUCUCAAUGGAUUUGAAUUUCAAUACUACUAUGGGAGGAGGAUGAGUAGAAAGGUCUCCAAAGCGCUGGAUCUAUGGCUGCAACUCCUCAUCCUUGUAAGCACCCGAUAGCCAAUUCGAUCUACUUGACCUGAUGCGGUAUUCGAACUAAAAGCGCAGAUUAAGCACUGUUUCACCCGAUCAGAAGCACUGUUCUACUGCAAAGAUAAGUGCAUAUUAGUUAUUUUUCAUACCGAUCUUCACUGCGACGGUUUGGCGAUCUUCAUUAUUUUCCACCUUCACCCCUCAACCCCGGGCGUGCGCUUUUCCCCGUCGAGAUAAAAUUACUAAAUGUAAACUUUGCAUGCAAUUAUGUCGCUGUAUGGUAAGCAAAUAAAAAUCUUUCCUCCUAUUGCAACACGUCGCUUGUUUGCAGCGGAUAUUUGCCCACAGUAAAGCCCGAUCGCCUGUGCAUUGUGUUUAACACGUGCUGCAAGCUGUAUCAAUACCGAUCGACUGUAUGAUUCCACGAUCUUCGUGUGGUAUAAAAACGGCGCUGAACAGCAGUAAAGAUCAUCACUUACAUUUGUUUUAUUCUCCACGGAGUCAGUGAAAUAAUACCACAACAACAAAAAAACGAUGAAGUUUCUACUGCUUGUGGCUAGUGUAUUAUGCCUUGUGCUAAUCGUAUCCGCCCGUCCGACUGACGACACGUCUGAUCAAGAAUCAUCUACUGAGCUAAGCGAAGACGCUGGGGCAGAGGAGGGUGCAGAGGAUGCUGGUUCAGAUGCGGAAGCCGAUGCCGGUGCAGCUGACGGUGAAGAAGGAGCAACGGACACAGAGUCAGGGGCUGAGGGUGAUGAUAGUGAAAUGGACUCCGCUAUGAAAGAAGGCGAAGAAGGUGCAGGUAGCGAUGAUGCAGUGAGUGGAGCCGACGAUGAAACCGAAGAGUCAAAGGAUGACGCAGAAGAGGGCAGCGAAGAGGGUGGUGAAGAGGGUGGCGAAGAGGGUGGCGAUGGCGCGAGUGGCGGUGAAGGAGGUGAAAAAGAGUCCCCCCGUAACACGUACCGUCAGGUGCACAAGCUGCUGAAGAAGAUCAUGAAGGUUGACACCAAGGACAAGUACCUGAAGUCGUUCGUUGUGGGCCGUCUGCAGGAACGUUUGAUGAACCCUACCAUCGAUCUGGUCAGCACUAUCGAAAAGUAUUCCAAGAUUAAGGAGUGCUUCAGCUCACUGGACAAGGACGUAUCAGCCAUGGUAAAGGAGUCCGAAAAGUCGUACGAAGAGUGUAGCAAGGAUAAGACCAACACUAGCUGCGGUACGGAAGGCACCCGGGAGCUGGACGAUGGACUCAUCGAAAGGGAGCAGGAACUGUCCGACUGUAUCGUUGACAAGCGCGAUGCAGAGUAGGAAACACACCGUUAACGACACACACACGCGCGGCGUUGCCCUUGGAAUCUUGCCAUAAAUAAAUGCAUCAUAUAAAAUGAAA
This is a messenger RNA of Anopheles coluzzii, 1921 nucleotides long. RefSeq names its product 30 kDa salivary gland allergen Aed a 3-like. The coding region runs from base 1069 to 1839 and encodes 256 amino acids. The record is from RefSeq and is a predicted model, not a curated record. The transcript is spliced from 4 exons. NCBI's taxonomy places the organism in Eukaryota, Metazoa, Arthropoda, Insecta, Diptera, Culicidae.